Messenger RNA from Suhomyces tanzawaensis NRRL Y-17324, 1857 nucleotides. It is a transcript of the gene KAR3, whose product is annotated as Kar3p. The record is from RefSeq and is a predicted model, not a curated record. The transcript has a single exon. Gene Ontology annotation, molecular function: microtubule binding; ATP binding; microtubule motor activity. Lineage: Eukaryota; Fungi; Ascomycota; Pichiomycetes; Serinales; Debaryomycetaceae. The coding region runs from base 1 to 1857 and encodes 618 amino acids. Gene Ontology annotation, biological process: microtubule-based movement.
AUGGACCAGUUUUAUAAGAAGCAAAACGAGUUGUCCGAGUUGAAUACCACCAAAAUGUCACUAAUCACCAAAAUGCAGAAGGAAGAGUUCAAGCUCCACAUCCUUAACAAAGAGCACGAAGAUCUCAAGCUCAAGGCAAUCAAAUUGGAGAAUACUAUCACGAACACAAGAGAAGAACGCAAGGCUACGGGCCAGGAGUACGAGCACAAGUACAAAAUCACAAAGCAGAAGCAUGUGCUUCAGCACGAGAGCCGAGUCAACCAGCUCAAGGAGAUUAUCAGCGAUAAAAUUGAGGAUAUCAUUAAAGCCAACACCAUGGAAUCAGAGAGGAAAAGGGUGUCCUUGAUUCAACAACAUGAACACCUUUCGAAAGAGAUCAAACUUCAGAACCAAAGUCUCAACAAAGCAUUAAUCAAGCUCAAAGAAAUCCAUAACAAAAACUUGAUAGGGCUUGAAAAAACCAUGAAGGAGAAUAUCGAUACCCUAAGACAAACAAUAGAAUCAGUAGAAACAAGCAUAAGUGAGAAACAAAAACAAUUACUGGCACUCCAACUGGAAUUACAGAACUUGAAUAAAAGUAGUGCUAGCUUGGAUCAAUCGUUAGAUCAACUCAAUUCCAAAUUCUUAGAUAAGGAUAACGAGAUACAAGUGCUACAAACAAGAAUCAAAACGAAACAAGAGGAGAUCGAUCAACUUGAAACUUCCUGCUCUAACAAAGCAAACCAGAUUGAAGUGUUGAAUGAAGAGACUAAAAGAAUGGAGUCGAGGAUAGACCAGCAAGAACUCGCUAGAAGGCAAUUGCAUAACAAACUACAGGAACUAAAGGGCAAUAUACGUGUAUUUUGCCGUAUUCGUCCGGUAUAUUCAAAUGCUCCUUUGUCCAUUAUGGAAGUCCCAGAUGAUGAAUUGAACGAGGAAGCCAACCAAGAGUUAGUUCUCACCAAAGAUGACAGAAGAUCAAGCAAUAGCACUAGCAAAGCUAGCCAGUCAUAUAAGUUUCAGUUUGAUAAAAUAUUUCUGGUCAAUCUGACGAACGAGAUGAUUUUCGAAGAAUUAUCUCAAUUGAUUCAAUCAUCGCUAGAUGGUUUCAAUGUAUGUGUUUUUGCUUAUGGACAGACUGGAUCUGGAAAAACUUAUACAAUGUCAUCGCCAAAAAAUGGGAUGAUCCCAUUAUCCAUUAACAAAAUUUUCGAGGAUAUAGAGGAGUUGCGCUCGAAUGGAUGGAAAUAUUCUCUACAAGGUCAAUUCUUGGAAAUUUAUAAUGAUUCUAUUGUUGACCUUCUCGCUCCGUCCAAUCAGGACCUCAAACACGAAAUCAAGCAUGACGAAACUGAAGGACAGACUACAAUCACCAACACCGUUUGUGUGGACUUGACCUCAAUAGGCCAGGCUCAUCAGAUACUUGAUAAGGCAGUAAAAAAUAGGUCCACUGCGAGCACCCUAGCAAACGAAAGAUCAUCGAGGUCGCAUUCCAUAUUCAUAUUGAAACUCAGAGGCGAAAACCUUAAGACUGGGGAAGUGAGCAAUGGGACAUUAAACUUAAUAGAUUUGGCAGGCUCCGAGAGGCUUUCUUCGUCGCAAGCAAAAGGAGAUAGAUUGAAAGAGACGCAGGCAAUCAAUAAAUCUCUUUCCUCCUUAGGUGAUGUUAUUUAUGCUUUGGGACAUAAACAACUGCAUUCGGGGUCUCAACACAUACCUUACAGAAAUUCUAAGUUGACCUAUCUUCUCAAACAUAGCCUUGGAGGAUCGUCCAAGACUUUGAUGUUUGUAAACAUCUCACCUUUGGAGGCCAAUUUUAAUGAGACGAUCAAUUCAUUGAGGUUUGCAACGAAGGUCAAUACCACUAAGUUGAGCUAG